Messenger RNA from Fusarium musae, 2274 nucleotides. RefSeq lists its product as uncharacterized. The record is from RefSeq and is a predicted model, not a curated record. Gene Ontology annotation, cellular component: cell cortex of cell tip. Lineage: Eukaryota; Fungi; Ascomycota; Sordariomycetes; Hypocreales; Nectriaceae. The coding region runs from base 1 to 2274 and encodes 757 amino acids. Gene Ontology annotation, molecular function: protein binding. The transcript has 3 exons.
AUGGCUCAACCUUCAACCCCCGGACAAUCUAUCUUUGGCGGGCCUACCCCUGUCGUCGGAACAACACAAGCCUUGGGUGCUGUCAGCCAGACUCCGUCGACCUCAAAUUCGCUGCAACCGGCGCCGACGCCGCCUUCGGCCACUUCGUCGUCUAACAAUACCUAUAUCAUGCCAAAUUCCCCUGCAAAGGGUCGCAGCGUCGCUGAUGGAUACCGACCCAAAGUCACCCGCACGCUAGGCCAGAGACCCGCUUGCCUAGUAAAUGCUUCAGUGACGUAUUGUGGGAAUAAUCAAAUAUAUGCUUUUGGAGGAUUCGACCAAUAUACCGAUGAAGUUUAUAAUCACGUGCUGAGGCUGGACCUCGUCAGCCAUCAAUGGAGUCUUGUCGACAACUAUGGUGAUAUUCCAGGAGUUCGGAUGGGACAUACUGCGACCUUGUAUCAGGGAAACAAACUCUUAGUCUUUGGCGGCGAGAACGAACAUCGAACAUACCUCUCGGACCUUAUUGUCUUUGACCUCAAGACUGCCCACUGGACUCAGCCACAAGUCUCAGGCCCGAUCCCGAAAGGUAGAGCGAGACAUGCUGCUGUCUUACAUGAGGACAAGCUCUUCAUCAUUGGUGGCAUAACUGGUCAGAACAACUAUGUGUUGGAUGACAUUUGUUACCUCGAUUUGAAGACUUUUACCUGGUCCAAGUCUUGGCGCUUUGUUGGUCGUUUCGACCACUCGGCUUAUAUCUGGGGCGACCGAGUUUGGGUAUUUGGAGGUCUGAGCGAGGACAUGGACAAGAUCAGCGAUCUGUGGUGGUUAGAUCUGAAAGGGAAUCCGCAAUUCGAUUCUCGACCUCAAAUAGGUAUCUUCGAUCGAGGUUCACUGUCUACUCGAGCUAGUAGCUCUCCCCGACCUCCAUACACCAUGGCCCAGGCUCCUGUCGUAGGGGCUUCUGGCUACGCCGCCAACUCUCGCACAGCUCAGGUCAACCCACCUUCAAUUCAAAUGAAGACAUACGCACCUGUGGCCCCGGGGUCUAUAUCUGCUCUCAAAUUCAUGUCUGGUCCCUCAAUUCCCUCUCAGGGCUCUGGUCUUCACUUUCAUGCCUACUCUUCGGGUACUCUUCUCGAUUUUGUCACACCUGCGGCGACUCUUACAUCGAGAGAAUGUUCUUUAUCAGCCCUGGACCUUGGCACGCUUCGCUGGACGAAGCUUGCCGGAGGGCGGGAGAUUUUUAAAGCGGGUUACAGGUGGCAUUACUGCUGUAUGAAUGAGGAUGGCACCAAAUCCUGGUUACUAGGAUGUCCAACUGACCCUGCUCCGGGCGACAUAGGGCCCAAUGGCUAUGAAGAAUAUCUUAGCGAUAUUAUGGAAAUUGACCUGCGACGAUAUGGCUUCCUAGGCGAUAAUUUGACACCAGAACCAAGGGUAGAGUCAAGGCCAUCUGCUAUGACAAGAGCCGUGGAUCAACCUUCUAAAGGAUUAGGUUCAGAUCUAGCAAAGCUCUUCAACCAGCCACCUGAGACAGGCAGCGGAACUGAUUUUGUCGUUACUGCGCUGGCUGGUGAUUACGAUGACGAUGAGGCUCUGAGCUCUGGUCUGAUUCGAAAUGAUGAGACAACACCGCGGAAUGAGAGCUGGCUCUCAGCAGACGCGCCGACAUCACAACCUAUUCAUGUCCACAAGCUCAUUCUCCAAGCGCGUUGGCCACACUUUGCGCGUCUUUACAACGCCCAGAUGGCUGAGUUUCACACCAAAAAGAUGCACAUCCCCGAGCCUUACAGUGUAGUCAAGGCCUUCCUCUACUAUCUAUACACAGAUAGCAUCCGUGGUACCUCGGACAACGAUAGUGACGCAACCACGGCGCUCUCUGAUGUGGCUGGCCUUCUGGUAAUGUCCAACAUCUACAAUAUCCCUCAUCUUCGCCUGCUCUGUGUCAACAGACUUGCUAAAGAACUCGAUGUCGACCAUGCUUGUAUCAUAUGGUACUGUGCAGGGCUCGCUAAUGAAGAGUGGUUACGCAAGCGUGCCGCAGGAUUCUGUAUGACCCACUGGGGACGUAUCGUCCGGACCCAGGGCUUCCUUCGUUUGCCGCGCACUGCACUCGUCGAGCUUUCGCAAGAAAUCGACAUGGAAGGACGUAUCAUCGGCGGAGAAGAACUCGAAUGGAGUGGCAUGAACGAUAACAUUGGACACGAUGCUCGUAAGGGGAGCAUAAGCAGUAACCAGACCCACAUGAUCGAGUCUGAAGCCGAUGACGACGAUGGCAUGGAGAUGACAUGA